GCGACUCCCCCCAAUCCACACUCCAACUUCAAAGGUGGCGGUAACGCGCCAAAGAGUUGUUUGCCAACCGCCGGAAUAAAAAAAGAGAAGAAGAAGACGAACGGGGCUGGGCGAGCGAAGUUGGGGCGAUUUACGGAGGUUUCUGCCGUCGGACAGUCGACGGCGAUAAGAACACAAAUGCAGCGAACAUGUGUAUGAACGUAUGUGGUUGUAAUGCGGCGGAGUAAAGCGGCUUUACGUGUCAAGGCAUCUUCUACUUGUACGCGGAGUUUGGUGUGUUUCGUACCGUAACUGAGAAACAGCGUCCAUUCUGAGCGCGAGGAUGAUUUUUGCUAAUACUGGAAACUCACAAAGGACGCCGCAUCGCAAACAGUCGUCUGCAGCCCUGUCACAGCCCAUGGCUCCACCAAGCCCAGGUGCAAAUAACAACAGCAGCAGUAGCACUGCAAGUUGGGACCAGCUCAGCAAAACAAACCUUUACAUCCGAGGCCUGUCCCCUUCAACCACAGACCAUGACCUGGUCAAACUCUGUCAGCCGUAUGGCAAAAUAGUUUCAACAAAGGCCAUCCUGGACAAGACUACAAACAGAUGUAAAGGUUAUGGCUUUGUGGACUUUGACAGCCCCACUGCAGCUCAGAAAGCGGUUGCCGCCCUAAAGACCACAGGCAUCCAAGCUCAAAUGGCAAAACAACAAGAACAAGAUCCGACAAACUUGUACAUCUCCAACUUGCCUUUGUCUAUGGAUGAGCAGGAGCUGGAGAACAUGUUGAAACACUUCGGGCAGGUGAUAUCCACACGGAUCUUGAGAGACCCAAGUGGAGCCAGCAGAGGAGUGGGCUUUGCCAGGAUGGAGUCACCUGAAAAAUGUGAUGCAGUAAUUGCUCACUUUAACGGAAAGUUUCUUAAAACACCUGCAGGUGUUCCAGCACCAUCUGAACCAUUGCUGUGCAAGUUUGCAGAUGGCGGUCAGAAAAAGAGACAGAGUCAGAAUAAAUUUGCCCAGAAUGGUCGGGGUUGGGCAAGAGAUGUUGACUCCAGACGGGCUGGAAUGACACUUACAUAUGACCCUAGUGCAGCUGCAAUGCAAAAUGGAUUCUUUCCACCACCAUACAGUGUUUCAAACAGGAUAAUUGCGCAGACAUCCAUGCCUCCCUACAUGUCUCCUGUUUCUACAUACCAGGUGCAGAACCCCUCGUGGCUGCCUCAUCAACCCUACAUCAUGCAGCACCCAGGUACAGUGUUAUCGCCCUCUUUGGACCCAUCUAUGUCACUGCAGCCUACUUCCAUGAUGUCCCCCCUCACUCAGCAGAUGAGUCACCUAUCUCUGGGCAGUGCAGGAACGUUUAUGGCCGCCAACUCAGCUAUGCAAGGAACCUACAUCCCACAGUAUGCACACAUGCAGACAUCAGCUGUCCCUGUGGAGGAAAAUGGUGCACAACCACAAGUGGACUCCCCUGGAAAUCAUUCCCCAUAUUCAUACCAACAAGCAAAGUAGUGCUGAGGCAAACACACAGCAGCAUUUCCUCUAGUUAGCUAGCCAGAGUGGACAACAAACAUGUACAGGUAAAAGGCCGCUAUACUUGAUUUCUAUGUAAUGCCUGAGACUGAGAAGUAAUACUGUCUAGUGAGGAUUCUGCUGCUAAUGGUGUUUGAACCAAGUGCCAUAAUAUCUGGGUCAAGAGUCAGAGAGGUGCAUCCAAGGAAACAUAACCGUCAUGUUGAACAGUCCUUAAGUUAUAUGACAAAGUUCUAAUUUAUGAAGGUUUUUUUUGUACAGACAGAUUGAGCAACAGAGGAGAUUUUCAUAGAGCUAUAAGCUUUUUUUUUUUCUUUUUCUAAACUUGUGCCACACAGUUUUCAGUGGCGACUUGUAUGUACAGUUGUUUUGUAGUGUUUGUUAAAGCCAAAGACUUUUUUGGGGGGGUAAACCUUUGCCUAAGAUCUAUCUUGUUAAUUCCUUUGACAUUUUUCAAUAAAAUUUUUAAACUUUU
Molecule: messenger RNA, 1991 nt
Organism: Betta splendens (Siamese fighting fish)
Lineage: Eukaryota; Metazoa; Chordata; Actinopteri; Anabantiformes; Osphronemidae
Gene: rbms1b
Product: RNA-binding motif, single-stranded-interacting protein 1
Exons: 14
Coding region: 323-1495 (390 amino acids)
Cellular component (GO): nucleus; ribonucleoprotein complex; cytosol
Molecular function (GO): mRNA 3'-UTR binding; poly(A) binding; poly(U) RNA binding
Source: RefSeq, a predicted model, not a curated record